This is a messenger RNA of Sarcophilus harrisii (Tasmanian devil), 6045 nucleotides long. It is a transcript of the gene TTLL5, whose product is annotated as tubulin tyrosine ligase like 5. Gene Ontology annotation, biological process: microtubule cytoskeleton organization; protein polyglutamylation. The record is from RefSeq and is a predicted model, not a curated record. Gene Ontology annotation, molecular function: tubulin-glutamic acid ligase activity; tubulin binding. Gene Ontology annotation, cellular component: cilium. The transcript is spliced from 32 exons. Bases 287 to 4099 code for a protein of 1270 amino acids. NCBI's taxonomy places the organism in Eukaryota, Metazoa, Chordata, Mammalia, Dasyuromorphia, Dasyuridae.
GCGAUGUGUCGGAACUGGCCCUCCUGCGCUUGCGCAGUAGAUUGGGACGGGCGGUUGCUUGUUGGUUGUUGUAGUAACGGGGGAAGCAGCCGUCGGUGGCGGUGGUGAGCCCGGAAAGGGGGAAGGAGGAGGGAAGAAGCUCCUGGCGCGGUCCCUGCCUGCCUGACCCGAACUAUGGGAAGAUGAGACAGGAAACUGUGCCACCCAGAUUGUUUGAUCCAGUGAGCCUGCAAAGAAAGGUCUCUGAGGCCCCCGUCUGCUGACUGCAUGAAAAACCCUAAAGGAAAUGCCAGUCGUGAUGGCCCGGGACCUGGAGGAAACAGCAUCAUCCUCAGAAGACGAGGAGGUGGCAAGCCAAGAGGAUCAUCCAUGCAUCAUGUGGACUGGAGGCUGCAGGAGAAUUCCUGUCUUAGUGUUCCACGCAGAGGCCAUUCUGACAAAGGACAAUAACAUUCGCGUAAUUGGAGAACGGUAUCAUUUGUCCUAUAAAAUUGUGCGGACAGAUAGUCGUCUGGUACGUAGCAUUCUGACAGCGCAUGGAUUUCAUGAAGUUCAUCCAAGCAGCACUGACUAUAACCUCAUGUGGACAGGAUCCCAUCUAAAGCCCUUCUUACUUCGUACCCUCUCUGAAAUGCAAAAGGUCAAUCACUUUCCCAGGUCUUAUGAACUAACCCGGAAGGACCGACUGUACAAAAACAUUAUUCGAAUGCAGCAUACACAUGGAUUCAAGGCAUUCCACAUCCUCCCUCAGACCUUCCUCCUGCCAGCUGAGUAUGCAGAAUUCUGUAAUUCCUAUUCAAAGGACCGGGGACCUUGGAUAGUAAAACCUGUGGCCUCUUCCAGGGGACGUGGUGUCUACUUGAUAAACAGUCCAAACCAGAUUUCCCUGGAGGAGAACAUCCUGGUCUCUCGUUAUAUCAACAAUCCCCUGCUCAUAGAUGAUUUCAAAUUUGAUGUACGUCUCUAUGUGCUUGUGACGUCCUAUGAUCCUCUUGUCAUUUAUCUCUAUGAAGAGGGGUUGGCUAGGUUUGCAACUGUGAGAUAUGAUCAAGGAGCUAAGAACAUACGAAACCAGUUCAUGCACCUGACCAACUACAGUGUGAACAAGAAGAGCGGUGACUAUGUCAGUUGUGAUGAUCCUGAAGUGGAAGAUUAUGGGAACAAAUGGAGUAUGAGUGCAAUGCUUAGAUAUCUGAAACAAGAAGGGAAAGACACAACUGCAUUGAUGGCCCAUGUAGAGGAUCUGAUCAUUAAGACUAUUAUUUCUGCUGAACUAGCUAUUGCUACUGCUUGUAAAACCUUUGUUCCUCACCGCAGCAGUUGUUUUGAGCUUUAUGGCUUUGAUGUUCUCAUUGAUUCAAGCCUGAAACCAUGGUUGCUGGAAGUGAAUCUCUCUCCUUCUUUGGCAUGUGAUGCACCUCUGGACCUAAAGAUUAAAGCCAGUAUGAUUUCAGAUAUGUUCACUGUUGUAGGAUUUGUGUGCCAAGACUCUGCUCAACGGUCAUCAGCCAGGCCAAUUUAUCCUACAUUUGAGCCUUCCAGGCGAAAUCCUUUCCAGAAAAGUCAGCGUCCAGCAUCUGCUCCAGUUCAAUCACCAAACUUCAAACAGCGUUCUCGUCCUCUGUCUGCUAGUGAUGCUGAAAUGAAAAAUCUUGUGGGUUCAGCAAGGGAGAAGGUGCAAGGGAAAUUAGGUGGUUCCGUGCUUGGCUUAUCAAUGGAGGAGAUCAAGGUUUUACGGCGAGUGAAGGAAGAAAAUGAUCGUAGAGGGGGAUUUAUUCGCAUAUUCCCUACAUCAGAAACGUGGGAUGUUUAUGGGUCCUACUUAGAACACAAGACCUCAAUGAACUAUAUGCUGGCCACACGCCUCUUCCAGGACAGGGGAAACUCAAGAAGAAGCCUAUUGGUAGGGAGGCCACGAGUGGCUGUUGAUUCAGGGCCAGAAAUGAAGGUGGAGAAUAUCAAUUCAAAAGCCAAGCUGCAUGCUGCCCUUUAUGAAAGGAAGCUUCUAUCCCUGGAGGUACGAAAACGCAGAAGACGGAAUGGCAGAUUGAGGGCACUAAGGUCAAAAUACCCAGUGAUUCCACAACCAGCUGAAUUAUCCAUUAAAACUGAGACAGAAAGUGAAGAGGAAGAAGAGGACCCAAUAGAACAUGAAGAUGAAGAACAGGAAGCAUCCCAAGAGGAAUCUGCAGGGUCUCUUGUAGAAAAUCAAACCAAAUAUACACCUUCACUGACUGCCUUGGUGGACACUCCACCCAAAGAAAGUUCCUUGAAAGCUUCUGAAUGGAAUGGAGAAACUACUCCUUGCCCCAAGCCUGAAAUUCAACAGCCAGAACCAACAUUUAACUUGAUGCAGAUUCUGCAAGAAAAUGGAAAUCUCAGCAAAGUCCAGGCUCGAGUAGCCUUCUCUGCCUACCUUCAACAUGUUCAAACUCGACUGAUGAAAGAUAGUGGAGGCCAAUCUUUUAAUGCCAGUUGGGCUGCCAAAGAGGAUGAACAGAUGGAGCUGGUAGUUCGGUUCCUUAAGCGUGCAUCAAGCAAUCUCCAACAUUCCCUGAGAAUGGUGUUACCCAGCCGGAGAUUGGCCCUUUUGGAAAGAAGAAGAAUCUUAGCACAUCAACUGGGUGACUUCAUCAUAGUCUACAACAAGGAAACAGAACAAAUGGCUGAAAAAAAAUCAAAGAAGAAACUUGAAGAAGAAGAGGAGGAUGGAGUGAAUCCGGAAAACUUUCAGGACUUCAUAAGCCAUGCAAGUGAGGCUGAACUGGAGGAGGUUUUGACUUUUUAUACCCAAAAAAACAAAUCUGCAAGUGUCUUUCUGGGAACUAAUUCCAAAGCCGCCAAGAACAGCAGCAGUUAUUCUGAUAAUGGGGCAAAAGGUGACCAUCCUGAGACAGUGGAAGAAGUGAGAAUCAAGCAGCCCAAACAUCAACAAGGAGCAGAACUUCAUACUGACAAAUUAUCACGAUUUACCACCUCAACAGAAAAAGAGAGUAAAUUCCCCUAUAGCACUUCCCUUUGUCCAUCCUCUGGUCCUAGUGCUAUUCUUCAGAAAAUUCCCAACUCCCAUUUGACAUCUCUGAUUUCAUCCUCUGACCUCACACCAGUACCUAGUCAUCACUCUGCUUUUUCCCAAGUUCCUCCAGUUAUCUCCAAUGUGGCUCAUCAACCAACUGCUUUACAGAAUGCAACCCCUGAUAACUGUUCUCCCUCCCCACAUUCGGUGUCACAUCGUGUACCUAGUCCAGCUGUACUGCCACGCUGUCGGUCUGGCAGUUACACCAUUGGUCCCUUCUCCUCAUUUCAAAGUGCUGCGCAGAUAUAUAGCCAGAAACUGUCUCGGCCCUCCUCAGCUAAAGCAGCAGGUACAUGCCAUCCAAAUAGACACCAUGCAGGCUUAGCCAAAACAGCCAAGGAUGGAGAUGACAGCACUACUUUUGGCAAACGAUACAAUCAAAGCAUGGUGACAGCUGAACUUCAGCGGCUGGCUGAGAAACAAGCAGCACGGCAAUAUUCCCCAUCCAGUCACAUCAGUCUUCUCACUCAGCAGGUAACAAACCUGAAUUUGGCAAGUGGAGUCACAAAUCGAACAGGUGCUACCACUCCCCCUAUCCUUCGUCCAGUGCACAGUCCUGGAGGUCCAACAUGGUCGGCACAUUCAGACCCUCAAGUCUCUGAAAGCAGGACUAGCCCACCAGUAAACAGGAACAUGCAAACAGGUGGCUUUGCCUGGGAAGGGGAAGUAGAAAACUCUGCAUACAACAAGGCAACAGGGGUGAUGCCGCAACACAAGUAUCAUCCUACAGCUGGCAGCUAUCAGCUCCACUUUGCACUACAACAACUUGAACAACAAAAACUUCAGUCCCGGCAGCUGCUUGACCAGAGCCGAGCCCGGCACCAGCUCCUGCUUACAACCUGUGAUGAAUCACUGACAUGGAGGAAGAAACCGUUCCACACCACUGGGUUGAAAGAUAAAGAUGGAACAGCCAUUGUAGCUAGAAGGAGUCCAUUUUUGUUCCCAUUUGCGUCAUCAUCCCCAGACCAAGGUGGUAGCAGAUUUCUCCCUCCCAGUCUACAGAUCCUAGCCUGGGACAACUGAAGAAAAGAUGAGCUGGGUUUUGGUGGAACUUGACAGUAUUCAGUUCAACUGAUUCUCUCUGACAGAGCCACAAAUGUACCUUUUCCCCUUCCCUUUUUAUCUUCUUCCUUCCCCCUUACAUACCUAGGCCUUUCUCCCUCUUGUGCUAACAGGCAGAGAUGAUAUAAAACAGAAGCUCUUUGGCUAUUUGUAUUUUGCUUCCGCUUCUUUUAGAAUCAUUAUCAAGCUCCUGUCUUAUAUAACCCUAGAGAACAAACAUCAUUAUGAACACAUUUAUAAUCCCUUUAAGAAGGGUAUUAAGGGCAAAGGGAGAAAAGGCACACAGAACAUGUUAAACAGUAAUUGGAGAAAGGCUAGUGUGUUGACCACAUGAACCCCAAGGUGAAGCAGCAUUUUAGAAUUACUGAUUUUUAAUAUUGAUAAAGUAAUUCUAUUUUUGUUUUAUUUUUUCCACUUAACUAAUUUCCCUCUAAUCAAUAUUCAUUUUCAAGUGAAAUGGAAAUGUGACCAACUUUUUAUUUUAGUUAAUUGCUGGACAUUUAAAAAUUUUAAUUUUAGAAGUGUGCAUUACUUUGGUAUAUUUUGAUUUUAGGUUUUGUUCAGACAGAAUGUAGCCGUGGUCAUACCCUCAAUGGUAGCUUAUGAGCCAGGGAACAUGGGAUAGGAGGAGGUGUGGGAGGGCUUCACAAAUGCACGAAUGUCUCCCUGUCAAGCCAUGACAGAUGACUGAGGGAGCUAGAUGCUGUUCUUGAAUUGCACGUUAAUUUUUCCCUCACACUACAUUGUUUACAUAAACAAUCCAUUAGAACAAUGCAAAACAGCCACUGAGUGGAUCUAAUAAGUUUCUCAUACUAACUCUCUGCUUUCUUACUUCCUCACUUUCCCCUGCUUCUUUGUCAGCACUCUCCUGAAGGAGGCCCUAAAAUACAGUGUGCUUAGGCUUUUAGACUCAAGCCAUUUGGGGAGUUUUUGUAUUCUCUGUGACUUUGAGCAACAGUGUCAUCAUCCCUAAAUCUGCUGUACUGUAAGGGGAGCUUUAAGGUGUUUCCUGAUCGUGGUGACAGCCAGUGGGCCACCUGGCCAAAUGAAGGAGGCUCCAAAGUGCAGGGCUACAGAACGAGGUGUUACAGACCAGAGUUGGAAACUCAAAAAUGAAAAUCACCUCCAACAAAGACAAAGAAAAGAGACUUGAUUAACUGUGAGCAGCUUUUGAAAAAUCUUUUUAAUGAAUGAAAACAAAGGGUUUGGUGCAUUUUUUUCUUUUUGCCUCUGUUAAAAAAAAAAUCACUUAGAGUGACAAGAUCUAUUGUUAUAGUGAAGGGAGCAGGAGUAUAUUCUAAAUGUUACUGGUGCCCAGGAUACUGGCUUGAGGGACAUCUAUUUUGUUUUUUUUUUUUUUUUUUUUUUCCAUUCAACUGUAAAUUAAGUUGGGGGACAAAAUAGAGUUCUGCCAUUUCCUUUGAAAUGAAAGUUUGUGAAUAAAGGGGUUAUCUGGAAUCUGCUAUAAUGGUAUUUGUGAAUGGAGAUUUAGGCCAUUUACUCACAAUAAAGGGUUGUAGAUUAAUGGGACUGUUCAGAAAUUCUUCAGAAAAUAAUCAGUCAGUAGAAUAUAUAGUGUUCUUCCUGACUUUGCAGAUGCUGAUAGGAGAUUCCACAUCUUACCUUUUCACUUAUUCAAGUGCUUUCAAGUAAAUGUAUUGGCACUGGGCAGCUCACAAUAAGAAGCUAAAUAGUACAUGCAGUCCUCCCUCCUGCCCACUUCCAUGGCUGUGGUAAUGCUUCUGGUGCUCCUCUUUAUCCCCGGACUCCCAUAAAUAACAUGUAUGUAGGAAAAUGGAGAGUCAAUUAUUCACGUUUUUAUAGUCCCUGUAAAUAGAGUAUGUAGUUGUAAUCCUGGCAACCAGAUCCCUUCCCAUAUUUGAUGUGGUGAUUAAGGCAAGAGAAGA